This is a messenger RNA of Closterium sp. NIES-67, 1689 nucleotides long. The record is from the annotation of a GenBank genome assembly. NCBI's taxonomy places the organism in Eukaryota, Viridiplantae, Streptophyta, Zygnematophyceae, Desmidiales, Closteriaceae.
UCAGGGCACAGUGCUCGUGAACGGUGCUAUGCUGCACCCGUUGCUGGCCCGCCACGAGCCAAACAUCGACCGCCACCUGGCACACCUGGAGGAGCGGGGGAGGGACGUGGCUGUGCAGUGCUGGCGUGGCAUACUCUGGUGCUCGACUCGAGGAGCUGAUUGCUUACAUGGCGUCCUGAGAGGGAUGGAGGGGAGUGGGAGGGGGGAAGGAGAGGAGGGGCGGGAGAGAAGUUGAGGUGAGGGGAAGUGAGAGGGGGGAUGGGGCGCGGGGGAGGGAGGACGAGGAGCAGGAGGGGCUGAGAGGGAGGAGGAAGUAUGUGCAGCAGUACGAAAGGGAGGGGGUGCAGUUGAGGUGUGCAGCGGGUGACGGGGUGAUGGACAGGGCGGGUUAUGAGGCGUGGCUGCAGCGGGAAGAGACGGAGCGCGUGGGUGAGGGGAGAGGGGAGAUGCAGCAGGGGGGCAUGCAGAGGCAGGGAGUGCAGAGGCAGGGAGUGCAGAGGCAGGGAGUGCAGAGGCAGGGAGUGCAGAGGCAGGGAGUGCAGAGGCAGGGUGUGCGGUGCAGGAACGUGGAUUUCGGACUGUGAGGUAGGGCGUCACAGGACGAGCAGCAGGUCUUUCUGCCUCUGCUGCCCCCGCUGGUAGUGCUGGCAGAAUCUAUCGCGCAGCUGCUGGCAGGGCUGGUAACAGUGCUGGUGGCGGCGGGUGGGGCGGAAGGCACCUGGCAGCAGGCCUUGCUGGUCUGGGCCGCUUGUUAAGCCCCUCCGGCAAACGGCAGCAGCACCGCAACCCACCAUGCUGCACGGCACGCUGCCACCAGCAGCAGUGCUGCCAGCUGGAGCUGCGGGUGAAGAUGGAGUUGGCUGCACUGCUGACUUGACGGUGGCGGGUUUGAUGAUGUGGUACCGGACCAGGUGGCUGACGUGGCAACAGCAAUGGUGGUAUGGGAGACAUCGCCUCAUCCCAGUGGCAUCGACCUGCAUCCGCGGCAGUCCAGCGGCAGAAGCAGCAGUUCUGGGGCGGCUGAUAGAAGCAGUUCUAGGGCGGCUGAUAGAAGCAGGUUGGCUCUUGGCGCUCCUGUGGCUGCCAUUGGGGGGGGGGGGGGGGAGGAAGCAUGUGGGACUGGCCUGGUGGGCACUGCAUUAUCUAGCAGUGGCAGCUCUUGAGACGGCUUCAAAAUGAUUAUUGCAGCCACGAUGGCGAGUGUGAUGGAUGGCAGGGCUGGCUGUGAGGCCAGGGGAAAUGGACUGAACGUUGUGGUCAUGUGGGAGUGAAGGGAAAUAAAAGGGAUGGGUGGUUAUUUGGCAACAAGGACUGCACGCACAUGCUGGGUUGAAGAGAGUGUUUCAUACUGAGUGCUUCGGUCAGUCCUGCCAGAGCUGCCGCUUUGUUCCAUACCGCCUCUUAGUGCCACCUGAAGUGCGAGAGGCUCAGCAACUGGGGACAAUUCUAUCUGGCCGAUAACCAGCCCCUAUUCCAGCAGCCUCUUGCUGUUGCUGGCCAGCUCAGGGUUUAGGGUAGUGUAGUGUGCCCCCCUGUUGGCACUGUAGAUUCAAUCAUAGUCAUGUGCGCUAUUAUCUGUGGCUGUGUUCCAUGUAGCUUUCGAUAGAAGUGUAUGCCAACAAACAUAUAUUCUGUAUAUACAUCUAGUUUGUUUAGACAUGUUUGUUAUAGCCUAGCUAGGUCAGUUCU